GUGAGAAUUUAAAUAUAAUUAUCAAGUAAUUAGUCCUUUCCGUAAGAUAAGCGGUCUUCUUUAAUAUCCUUGAAUAUGAUAGUUCAGUGGUUAGAAAUUUUUAAAAAGUCCCACGUUGUUGGGCGUCAAUUAGUAAACAUGUCGUUUUUUACUUUCACAGCGAUAGCUUUAUUCUUUAUUGCUUAAUGAAUUCUAGCAUUCCACUCCAACCUGACCUGACCUUGUUUUGCUCCACGGAGAAACGGUUCUUUUUUGUUCUUUCGAGCUGCAGACCUUGGCAGGAAAACAGAGCUAUGCGGGAGUUGUUGUUUAUUGGUAUGCUAGCCAGUCAGCGAACGCCACUCACAUACCGCACAUAUUGAGCAAGAAUAGGUUUAGCUCAGAUUAUAGCAUUCACCUUUGUGUCAGAUUUUAUUAACCCUCGUGUUUGACAACAGGUGUACCUUAACUUAUAUAUAAGUUUUUAUUUGCAGGCCAUUAAAAGUUUUGAUAACAUGAUAAAAGACCAAGCGGUCGCACAUAUUCACGUAUGUAAUUAUGUGAGCAUGUAAAGGAGCGUUCAAGUAUUACGUAACGCAAUUUGGGGGGGAGGGGGGUCUCGUAAAACGUUACGAUGCGUUACAGGGCCGGGAGAGGGUCUUUCUUACAACACGUUUCGUAACAUUGUUUCUUUUGUUAAAUAAUUAAAACUCACAAGAUGGCAACCCUUCUCGUUUAUGUUUUACGGGGAAUCCUCCGAUUAUAUUAGUCUGGUCGUCAUUUUUGUUCUCGCAAGUUGACAAACCUUUUCGUUUAUAUUUCAUGGGGAAUCCCUAGAUUUUUUUUUGUCAGUAUACGUUAGUGUUAAUGCAGAAGCUCUUUGCUGUAGCCGGUGUUAUUAAAGUGAAUUCAUAGUGUUCGAAUACUGUAAUGUCUUCAAAAGAGGGAGUUUUUUAUCAUCAGUGUUCUUGGCCAAUAAAGGCUCUCAUGCUAACUUUCCAGCGAAACUGUGUCAAAAAAAUGUCAACGAUAUUUGGAAAAUGGCUAAAGAAAAACUAGAAAAUAAAGAAAAGUUUAUAGAACAUAUAAAUGAUGUUAUACGGCAGUUGAAGGUGAAGGCCACGAAGAAGAAAGCAACAAUGCUUAGUUAUUUUACACAGCUACCUAUGAAAACAUCAAGCAUGCCAACACCACGCCCAGGCACGCUAAGGCCCAAUGUUCCCUCGACUUUAAUUGCUCUUCAACAAAAAAAGGAUUCGGAUGUUGUAGCUUCAUCCACGUAUUCAUCUCAUAUGGAAUCGAUUGUCGAAGUCACUGGGCAUAAAAGCACUGCCGUUAAACGAAAGAUGAGCGAUACCCACGAUGAACAAAGUCAAAAUACUGAUGAGGAAAUUGUGCAGACACCUUCUACGGAACCAUACACGACUUUGAUUGAUUCGGGCUUCACUAAAAAUGUUACAAGCAAGCCGGCUCAAGAUACUCUUAUGAAAAAAAUUAGUCUUCUGCAACAGAGAAUAAAUGUUCUUGCUGAAGCAAGGGACACUGGAAUAGCCAAAGAUGAUGUUCACGAUGAAAUAAAAAAGCUACGCAAAGAGUUGAAAGAAGAAGAAAAAUGUUUAAAGAAAAAAAGAGACUCUGCUAAGCGUGCAAAAAAAUUUCGAGCCAAAGGAAAACUGGAGAAAACUGAACGUCAGAGAAACAAUCCUCCUGCAGCACAACCUCGAACUGGCUCUGGACAGCCCCCUUUAGUUGACUCGCAACCUGCUCUCCUAGAGCUAGAGACCAUAAUUAAUAUUGCCAUUCAUGGCAGCGCUGCUGAUGAACAGAGAUGAUUAGGAGUUGUCUCACUCUGUCCGACCUGCAUGAGAGGCUGUUGUUAAUGGGAUUAAAAAUUUCUCGAAACGGCACAUAUCUUCAUUUACUCCCACGCGCUUCUAACACUCAAGAGGAAGAAGGCACGUACGUACCGUACCCGUAAAGUUAGCAAGACCACAGACCGAGAUGCACAAAAAGCACGAGGACGGGGAAUUUUUCACUGCUGCAAUCAGGUCAUUGGAAUCUCUCGCGGCGCUUCUGGGACGGCAGCAAGUAUUCGUUCUCUCACAAGACGAUAAGGCACGUGUACCAAUAGGUUUACCGGUAGUGCAAAGUCAGAGCCCUCCUUUAUUGCAUAUGGAAUACAGAAUACUUUUACCUGAUCAUGACUGGGCAGAGCGGCACAAACUUAUUCCUUCUGUAUAUGCCGCCGUCAAAGUGGAACCUAACAAUUUCGUUAAGGAAGAAGCUGUUGGGUACAGCGGGCCGACAUACAUAUCCAUAAGAAGCGGGAAACAUGCAUCCUCCACAGCGAACACCCAUGCUUAUGAUUUCGAUUCACUUUUAUCAAAACCUUCAUUCAAACCCUUAAUGAUGACAGAAUCGAACACCGUGAAGCCAGUGAUCAUCAUCUUUGUAGAUGGUGGGCCGGACGAAAACCCGCGUUAUCGCAAAGCCAAAAACAUGAACGUUCUCAUCUCGACAACAAAGGAAUCGCUACGGAUGUUGAUUUGGAAAAACGCAAUUUUCAGCACGCUGGAAAAACACUUGCCGAAGUGUGGAGAGAAAUAAAAAUUUAUAAUUACGACGUUUCGGCGGAGUAUAGACAGCCCGAAGAUAGCAUGCAGAACCAAAUCUGGCGUGGUAUAGCGUUCACGUCCGUGAAUCGCAAUAUUUCUUACAGGUUAUAAAAUGCGCGGAUGAAUCCUGCUGUUCGCCAUCGAGAAGUGCAUUGAAGUCUGUGUUUGCGGAUACUUUCAUGCCGCCACAUUGCCCAAUACUUCAAACCCCAAGCAAGCUUGUAGUACCCAGUUUGCUAGACAAAGGAACAUCCAAGUUUUCACCACUUCUUGUGAGGUUGUCCCUUGAUCUGUCACAUUCUAGAAGGGUUUAAGCAGAUGCCUUACGACAUCUUUUUGUCUAUCUGUACAAUCCGACCUAAAGAAAAAAGUAUGUCCAACCUGUGGGAUCUAUUUCACAUCUAACACGAGUGUUCAAAUGCACUGUCGUUACGUGAAUGGCAAGACUGUCCAAGACAAUUGUGAAACUAGAGGGGUAUGUCUAAAAUCUUCAAAAAUUGCGUUACGUAAUACUUGAACGCUCCCUAAACAACAAGAACCAUACGCAUAAUGUUUGUAAAUUGGUCACAACAUUGUAUUGUUGGUAGAAAAUCCGAACUGUGCCGAAAAACACAAACGAAUGAACGCCGCAUGUCACCGUUUUUCUUGUGACUGUAACAGCUUCGUCUGCAAAAAAUCAUAAGCAUGUAUGUUCAUGUAUGAACUUGCGUACAUAUCGACACAGAUUUUUGUGAGCCGCGGAAAAAUAUUUUAGAUUUGUAAAAUAUUUUAAAUCGACAAGAGCUAUGUUGUCACUUUUGUCACUUAUUUGAGUGCUUUGUGGGUUUGCACGAGUUAAUGAACGUAUUCCCUAUUAUAGUAACAAACAUCAAAACAACCUUGAGUUUGAAUACCACAACAACCUUAUCUUAAAGCAAACCAAAUGUAUCUAAGCAAACAAUUCAUAUGUAUGUAAACAAACCUAAACAAAUUAUAUAAUAUAUUCCUAAACAAAAUAUCAACUAGUAAUAAGUAAACAUACUAGUUAGUAUAGACAGAAAUAAUAGAAGUAAGAACCCUGUAAUAAGUUAGUCUUAAGACUAUUAAUAAAGAGUACACAUUUCGGUGCAGCUGAAGAAAAUAUUA
Bactrocera neohumeralis is the source of this 3719-nucleotide messenger RNA. RefSeq lists its product as uncharacterized. Bases 1020 to 1811 code for a protein of 263 amino acids. NCBI's taxonomy places the organism in Eukaryota, Metazoa, Arthropoda, Insecta, Diptera, Tephritidae. The transcript has 3 exons. The record is from RefSeq and is a predicted model, not a curated record.